CAUGGUGACGGCGUGGGGCCAUGGCGGAGGCGGCCGCGCUGCUGCUGCCGGGGGAGGCCGAGGCCCUGGUGCAGGCGCUGCGGGGCGGCCCGCUGCGGAACACCGGGGACCAGGGAUGGCUCCGGCAGCACGAGGCCAUUGAGAAGCUGAACAUACAGGCGAUUCUGAGCGCCUCUGCCGGUCAGGAACAGCUCCUGAUUGAGCUGCUGGUGAACUAUGCUAAGAUCCCUACUCUCAUCGAGGAAUUGAUCUCUGUGGAGAUCUGGAAGCACAAGGUGUUCCCUGUUCUGUGCCAGCUGGAGGACUUCAAGCCAAAAAGCACCUUUCCCAUCUACUUGGUGCUGCACCAUGAAGCUUCUAUUAUUAACCUCCUGGAGACAGUGUUUUUUCACAAGGAGAUCUGCGAAUCCGCUGAGGACACCAUUCUGGACUUGAUUGAUUAUAGCUACCGGAAACUGACCCUGCUAGCAGCUCAGAGCACCAACUCGGAGUUUCCAAUCCACGAAAAGUUUCUGCCUGAGGAUGUGACCAAUGCAUCAUCAAUGCAGGAAUUACAGAAGCAGGCAGAGAUGAUGGAGUUUGAGAUCUCCCUGAGGGCUCUUUCUGUGCUCCGUUUCAUCACUGAUCAGGUAGACAGUUUGCCAUUGAGUGCCCUGACACGGAUGCUGAACACUCACAACUUGCCCUGCCUCCUGGUAGAGCUCCUGGAGCAUUGUCCAUGGAGCCGCUGCGAAGCAGGCAAGCUAAAGAAGUUUGAGAAUGGAGCGUGGUAUGUUGUGCCUCCUGAAGACCACGUGAGGAUGACCAAGCUGGAUGGACAGGUGUGGCUCUCCCUCUAUAACCUCCUCCUGAGCCCAGAAUGCCAGCGGAAAUACAACUUGGAUGGUUUCAACAAGAGCCAGCUCCUAAAGCUCCGUGCAUUCCUGACUGAUGUCCUCAUUGACCAGUUGCCAAAUCUGGUGGAGAUGCAGAGAUUUCUGAGUCACCUCGUAGUGACAGAGCCUGUUCCACCCAAAAAGGACCUCAUCCUGGAGCAGGUUCCCGUCAUCAGGGACCGCAUUGUCAGAGAGAACUCUGGGAAGUGGCAGGCGAUUGCCAAGCACCAGGUGAAGCACAUGUUCAGCCCCUCAGAGGAUGAGUUGAAACACCUGGCGUGCCGAUGGGCGCGGACAUACAACCUGGAUGUGCUUGAGGCUCUCGUCCCAGAGAAACCCAAGUGCGGGCUGUGCGGCUCGGAGGCAACAAAGCGCUGCUCUCGCUGCCAGAACGAGUGGUACUGCAAACGGGAGUGCCAGGUGCAGCACUGGCAGAAGCACAAGAAAGCGUGCAACCUGAUGGCUGAUGCCCUGAAGAAAACAAAAGAGGACCUGAAAGUGCAGCCAUAAUGCAGAGCCGGAGCCUUCCAAAGAGGGACUAUUUCUCCCAGGCAUUCCAGCAAUCCAAGAGCAAAGGGUCGCCAGUUAGAACUGGAGACAGACAACCCCUUGUUCAUCUUGUUCAUCUAACCUGGGCUCAGUGCACCACUGCUGCCUGCCUCCUGUGUAACUGCAUUCUGCAGUAGUGCAUGGGCUGCUCCAGAUCCCAGCCUUGCAGCCAAGGACAGUAGGCCCAGAUCCACUACCAUGGGAUCGUGCUCAGCUCAGCGGGAUGCAGCAGCCACUGGCCGACACAACUGAUGCCUCCCUUUAGGCAGCUAGGAAAAUUGCUUGCUGAGAUUGGGAGCCUUGGUUCUCUCAUACCCCAUUCUGUCUCCUAGUUUCUGAACCCUUCCUUGCUUGAGAACAGGCUGCUCCUGACCUCGGUGACCCGUUUAUGCUAAGCAGCUUUUUCCGUGCUGUCACCCGUGACUCAGAAGCAGCUUGUGUCACCGGGCAUCCUGCUCGGAGCAGGUGCCACCUGCAGUCAUGCAGCAUGGCAGUGAGCACUGAUCUCGCCACUCUGCAGCAGCAGCACCACCAUGGCAGCUGGCAAGUUUGGAACCAACCAUUGACUGCUGCUGUCACUACCUGCUGCUGGGAAUGCACCAUGGGCCUUAAGGAAAAUACGUUUUCUGCUCCCAGGGCUCAGAGGCCAGCAGUAGCCGCACUGGGUUCAGAACCUCUUCUGCUGGGACUCCCACCUCCCCCCCUACAAUUUGUUCUCCAGUAAAUGGGUUGAGCCACUAACCAUCUUGUUCUCAUUCAUCUCCCUUCUGCAACACUCUGCAGCAGCCACCCUAGAGAUGACAAAACCACUUCCUCACUUAUUUCCUGCAUCAUCCUACUGGGGAGGAUUUUAUAAACCCCAUCUCUGCCAGUAAUGAGUUUACAAGGUCUCUGUUGAUGCUCAGAUGCCAGUCAGGGCCAUACAUGCAGGGAGGGAAUUGCCCAGGAAGUGACAUCGUCUGUGCCUUCCUUAUCUAGGUGCUCAGUUCUAUAACAUCCUUGCACAGACCUUGCAGUGUAGACUGGGGGAGGGGCAGGGAAACGGAUGUGGUUAGGACAAAUACUUCAAUUUUCAGAGGCUCAUUGUUUCAUGGUUGAGAGCAUAAUGCGGUGUCUUGGUGGCUACCCAGGGACUUGCCUCCCGCUCUGGGAUUUUCUCUGCAUUGUAGUGAGAAAUGAAAUGAACAAUCAGUUCCAUCCAGAAAGCAGCCCAAGUCAUGCUCUUUGUGUCAGCCCUGGUCAACCAAAGUUGUGUUCUGGUCAGAAUGCCAAGGAUCAGUCCCCAUGCAGCUUGUCUUAAGUCACGUUUGAUAUUGAUCUUCCUGCCCCCUCAUCCCCAUCUGUUCCCCCCCCCAUGCUGAAAACCCUGCAGCUAAGGUCAUGAGUAACUUCCCCAGUUGUUUGGGUCAUGCUAUGAGGUGUGCUGGCUCCCCCAGUGUUGGCCUCCAAUGAGCCUGAAUCCUGCCAACUCAAUCCUGUUAAUGACCAUGUAUGUGAAUGCAGCGUAAUUGUAGCUGUGUUCAUCCCAGGGUAUGAGAGAGAGACAAGAUGGAUGAGGUAAUAUCUUUUGUUGAACCCACUUCUGUUGAUGAGAGAGACAAGCUUUUGAGUUACACAGAGCUCUUCUUCACGUCUGGGAAAGGUACUCCCAGCCUCACAGGAAAAUGUAAAGUGGAACAGAUUUUUAAUGUCUAGCAGAACUUAAAUUCAUUAUUCUGUUAGACACUAAAAAUCGUGGACUGAACAGAGACUGGAUGUAUGGUUUGUUACAACAAUCUGUAAUCUACUAACUCCCCUCUUUUAGUCCUAUGGCUGCCGAGGUGUUAACAGACCACUUCACCUUGAAUGGUCCCUGUAGUGGGGCGGUUGCCUCACUCUUGGAGAACGGGGGUUAAAAGCAGCCAAGCUAGGCUGAUUGGGGAAGCAGCCACAGCUGUGGCCAGCUAAAUCAGGGCCCAGCUGGCCCUUAUAAGAGGGCUGAGGGCGAGAAACUGGAGGAGUCUCACUCUAGUCCUGGAGUGGGAAGGGCUAGCUGCCUGGCAGCAAGGUACCUGAACUGGAGCAGUGCUGGGGAAUAGGUCUGGGGAGCUCCAGCCUGGUAAAACCCCAGGCCUACAGAGGUACUGGGGCUGCAGAGAUACAGCCUGGGGAUAGGCAAAGGCAGCAGGUCCUAACCCCUUGCCAAUGAUCAGUGGCCAUUACAAACUUCAGUCUGCCCCAGUGAGCGGGGGCUAGAUGAUGACUGUCAGUAGCCACUAAGGCAAGGUGGGUUAAGAGGCAGGAGGGGACCCCCAGAGUGUGGGGGUACUGCUGGGGGCAGAACCCUGAGGUAAAGGGAUGCGGGGCCUGUGGCAGGUGAGACACCAGCCAACAGAGGGCGCUCUGGGCUGGAGUUGAGCCAAUUCCCAAGACUACCAGCAGGAGGUGCCGUGCUGGUGAGUCUUCGCUUCGCUUCAGUCCCUUAGAGUAUGUGCUAACUACUUACGCUAAACAAUCUUAUGCUCAUACACCUUGUCUCGAUAAUGACCAUGUGGACAGUUACAACAAAUAGUCCUGGAAGAGUUGUCCCAGGGCAUCGUGUAGCUGCAAAAGUGGCCUCUCUGGCCAUCUAUCUUUCGCUGAACCCCAGGUCAUUCUGCCUGGAAGCCAUGGGCUUAUAUAAAUAUGCCUCCAGAAAAGGAGAGAAGGCUGCUUCUGCUAGAUUGGUUUGAGGUUAGAGAUAGGUCUAAGCUAGUCAAAUCAGGAGCCAGACUUACCUGAACGCUCGAGAUGUUAGAUGCUGUGGUUUGCUUCCACCCAUGAUAAGAAAAGCAGUGAAGUUUGGAUCUGGCUCUGAACUCUUCUGAAAGCUAUGCUGUUCUCACCUGAACUUUCAGCUUAGUCCCCUCUCUAUCUGAUGCUUUAGAAAAAGUGAGGCUGACCAAUCCCCAGUGUUCAAAAAGCAUGAAUUAGGCCCCCAAAAUAAUGAGAUUAGCUUAAAACCCAAGAUUUUUAAAAAUAACCAGUGCUGGUCUUUCACCCUUUAGUGGCCAUGUUAUCAAGGUUUUCUCCACAACCAUGAGGGCUAGAAACGUACUUCUCUUUUAAGUGUGAGCCGAGAUGCUCUGUUAAUCGUUUGACUCCGGGAGCUGGGGCUUUAAGAAAAUCACCAAGUAUCUUGAGACUCACGAUAAAAUCCCAAGUGUCAGCAAUCAUGGAACAAGCAAAGUGAAUGGGAAAUACGACAAGUAUGUGCAAAAACUAGGUAAUGGAAGUGGGGCUGGGAAGUCAAACUCCUGGAAAUGUGGGGGCGUUUGAGGCCCACGUCACCUGUGUCUGGAUGCAGCUCUUGGGCAGAUGCUAGUUUAGACAGAGAUGUUUGUUGUUCUAAAGAGCUGGGCAGAAGGAUCCAGCCUGUGACUUCAGAGAGCAGUUUUUCUUUUGUGGAUGUUAGAUUCAGCAUUUUCUUUAAUCUUUCCUUGUAGAUAAGCAUGAAUGUAAACAAGAGCAGGCUGGGCCAGGCCAGCCUAGAGGGACAGGGGCUCUCUUAUCACAGGCUCUCCCAGCUUCCCACACUUUAGAUCUUCCUCUUCCUUCAACCCUCUCAGCCCCUUCCUGGCAUCUAAACUGGUCCUGGGUUUGCCCCAGUCCUAUCCUGGAGGAAGGGUCAGGAGCAACGUUCCCUCUAAUUUUUGACAGGCAUUUUAUUCUGUGCAAAUUAUUGUGCUUCUGUGCACAUUUUUGUGCACACAGUGUUUUGCCGUGUGCAUGGGGUUUCGGAUCUGUGUGUGCGCGCCCACAGCUUAGAGGGAACAGUGGUCAGGAGAACUACACUGAAAAUUGUGAGGUGCUCAGAGACCACACUAACGAGGGCUACAGACAGACAUUUCCCUCCCCCCCCGGCCGCUUUCUGUGUGGAGGGCAGUGACUGGGAAUUAGAAAGUACCAGUUGAGAUUGAUCUGGUUUUGAAAUUCCUGCUUUUAGCCAUACAUGUGAUAGAGGCUGAACUGGAAGAGCACAGAAAUAUGGCGACGUUCGGGCACCAAACAAAGAGGGCACUGGCUGCCACCAAACUUCCUCUGUCAGAAGUUGUUGACUCAUCAUCCAUGAUGUGAUUUUACAAUCUGGGUGCUUAAUGUUAGUGGAGCAGGAAAUAAUCAAGUAACAGGCUGCUUUGAAAUGCUUCUAACUUUUCAAAAGUGCACACAAGGGAACCUUUUCCAUGCUGAGAUACAGCCACCUCUGGGGUGGAUUUCUGCACUGUAAGGGAAACCUUUAGGCAAACCACAGCUGUAACAUUACCUGUUUCACUCAGAUCUUUUUGCCCUGUGUGAUCUUUGAGGCCCUCUAAGAGCUUGAGUUUUGAAAGGUUUGGCCAGAAGAUCACAUGGUGAACGAACAAAACAUGAAAUUCAGUGUAUGAGGCUCUGGAAGAUGAAGGGUUGAGCUGAUCAAGCUGGGCUUUGAACGUGUGGGUCUAUUUUCAGUCAGGAUGCUUAAGUCCCCUCCCUGCCUUUGUAGAGCAGGUCCUUAAAAGGGGAAGGGGUCAUGUGGUCAGGAGUGCACUCACAAGCUUGUACCUUUUGUGAAGGCCCUUCACCCGGACCGCCUGGCCAGUGGUCCGCUGCGUUGCAUUCCAUCGUGCCUUGGGAAGACUUACCUUUCCAUUGCUGCGCUGUGGGACACUUACCUUGAAGGAUCCUGACAUCUCCCGUGCUGUGCCUGUCCUGGGAGCGUGAGUAUGCAAAUGUGAGUGUUACUCCCCCGCUCCCCACUUUUGAGCUUAGCUAUCAGAAUAAUAAACGUGCUGCUUUCUGCCAAA
This is a messenger RNA of Caretta caretta (loggerhead turtle), 6226 nucleotides long. It is a transcript of the gene ZMYND10, whose product is annotated as zinc finger MYND-type containing 10. NCBI's taxonomy places the organism in Eukaryota, Metazoa, Chordata, Testudines, Cheloniidae. The record is from RefSeq and is a predicted model, not a curated record. Gene Ontology annotation, biological process: outer dynein arm assembly; inner dynein arm assembly; motile cilium assembly. Gene Ontology annotation, cellular component: cytoplasm; centriolar satellite.